Molecule: messenger RNA, 1759 nt
Organism: Porites evermanni
Lineage: Eukaryota; Metazoa; Cnidaria; Anthozoa; Scleractinia; Poritidae
Source: the annotation of a GenBank genome assembly
GGGCCUUCAUCACACGUGAAAACUCCUGAGAUCUCUCCAACGUUAAGGGCUAUCAGUAGAGGGACAUCAGCUCAUCGAUCUCCAACUGCGUCUGCUUUCAGUUCAUCAUUAAACGAUGAAGAUGUAAAUAACUAUGCAAGUUUACCAGCCAGAUACAGAAGAAGACCUCUAUCACAAGAAGAAAUUGAAUAUAUUGAGGUUUGUAGACUUGUUUUCUUGGAGAAUCGCCCAAACAACCCUUGAAACUUUCCCUCAACCACCCAACCCCAGGGAAUUUUGCCCAGUGGUAAAAAUCAGGGCCUCAACAAUUGACGACAACUGAUGAAAAUCAAAUACAAUAUCACUUAAUCAAUUGAUAUUGAUAAUCAAUAGAUAAUGGUCGCUGAAGUUUCUGUGAUUAUUGAUUGUCAUUGAUAAUAUUGAUAGGAAUUGAUCAAUUGAUAGUUUGUCUGAAAAUGAAAGGUAAAUGCCUUCCAUUAUGUUUCCUGGGAGCCAGAUUGUUGCUUCUUUAAAAACUAGACUUUGGUAUAAGGUUUCUGCAUAAUGCCAUCAGAGGCAUAUAACCCUGAAGGGUAUAACUCUGUUCCAAUGCUGGAGUUUUUUGGAGAACCAAUCGAAAUUUACUUCCUAAUAUAGAAUUACUUAUAUUGAACGUUGGGCAAGUGCUUAUGGAAGCAUUGAGCCAGCAUUGUAUUGCCAUAUAAAUGAAUUGCUAUAAAGGAAAAUUACAGUUUUACAAAGUAAAAUUCUAUCAAAAUCAGAAUAUUAUUCCCAAAAUGGCCAUGAAUGUCUUCCACCAGACAAGAUAAAGUGGACUAAUCAUGAUAAGCAUCUUUUGGAUGUUGCUUAACUUGUUGACAAAAGCUCGUGCGCACUCAAAAGGGUAUGCGUCAACAUUUUACAAUUUUUUUUGCCUCAUAGUUCUAAGGUUCUUAUCUCAAUACUAAGCAACAUACAAAGGCCAUUCAGAAUAACAUAAAAUGUUUAUCCAUACACAGUGAUGUAGAAAACUAAUAGGGGUUUUAACCAAUGUUAAUUGAAAUGACAGCAGUGUUUGGAAAAAGCUUGAACUUCCAAAGUAAUGCUCUAUGUAUAUAAAUAGCAUUGGCAAGUUUCCAGUAAAUCAAAAGCACAUAUCAUUUUAAUCAGAUAUGGGUAAGAUCGUUGCAUGUGCAUUGUAUGAUGGCAUUGUGACCCGGCCUGACCAGGCCGAUCAAGCAAUAAUACAGUGUAACAAAAAGUGUUUAAAUUAUCUCAAAAUGUUGGUCUAAUCCAUUGAGAAAAUGAUACUGUAGUUCAGUUAUUUGGGUUCAUGAAAACUUGCUUGUUGAUUGGUUAACAAUUUGAUUGACCUUUUAAGUUAUUUAUUGGUAUUGCCAGAGAUUAAUUGAGUGGGAAAUUUUUGUAAGUUUGAUAUGUAGGGCAAUGGUAUAUACAAUCCCUUUUCUUCUUCUGUUUGCUUGGGAGUAAUUCUGGUGAAGAGUUGAUAGUACACGCCUGUCACCAACAUUGCGAUGUCCUGUGUGUUGAGUUUGUCGUUGCUUCUCACACUCAGCUUGCAGAUGCUUUACUGCUAAAUAUUUUUUAUUUAUUAAUGCUUGAGUCGCACAUGGAGGUUGGGUGCCUAGGAACCUGGGGGCUGGAGCCGCCGACCCUUAACCCAGGUAGCAAGAACACCCCAAAGGCCUGCCCUACCGGCAACCCAGCCACGAGCCCUACCCGCUACACCCAGCCCCAGCCCAAGCACCUGUCACACUGA